AGCCUGCUUGAAGAAUGCUUUAUUCUAGGCGUUCAUUUUAAUUACAACCAUAAUUAUUUUGGUGCAUGGCUAUGACCCAGUUAAGAAACCCACCUUGGGCAUCUCGUGGUCUCCUCAACCCUGCCCAUCUCUGCAAGGAGGGAACCUCAACUGCUGGCCAAAUUAUUUUUGAAACAAGCGGUGGAACUGGUUGCUACAUCUUAAUGAAAAUGAUUUUUUUCUUUUCUUUUUUUUUCUUCUUCUUUUUUUUUUUUUUUUUUAAGGAGACAUUUCUAUGUAUAUAAACAGCCCUUCCUCACCAACCUGGUUAGACAAGAAUGUUCUUGGGUGUGGACUGCCUUGUAUAAUUAACUGCACAGCUGGAGCUUCUGAUCCCUCAACGUCUGCUCCUUCCUUUCCUCCUUUCUUUCCCCCUGCAUCCACCUGGGCGCGAUCUGGGCGCGCUGCUCCUCCUCAGGAGCUCGGGGUGCGUCACCGGGCCAGAAAGAUUUCCCUGCAUUCUGCAUUCCAGAGCCAUUCCUCGUCGAGACCACGACCAGGCAGAGCCUGCCUGCCUUGGAGGGGGCUGAGAGACAGGACUGGAGCAGAGCAGCGAGCAGAGGAGCCACUGACCCAGUUGAGGCCAUGGAAACGGGCAGCACAGCCAGGACAAACGGCACCGCCAGCAAACCCGAGGACCUGAAGAGCCCAACUGCCCCCAAGAAAGAAGAGGAAGCCAAGAAGGCCACGAGCCCUGGCGGAGGCGAGAAAGAAGCUAUAAAAGGCACGGGCGGCGCUGUGUUGGAGACAGGGCAAAUCAAGAGCUCCCUCUUCUCUGGGAGUGACUGGAAGAGGCCCAUCAUUCAGUUUGUGGAGUCAUCCGACGAGAAGAGGUCAACCUACUUCAGCAUGGACUCGGCAGACUCCAAGAAGAUGCAGUUCACCAGCGGCCAGAUCGGAGACAUGAGGAGACCGGCCCUGAACUUCCCGGAGAAGGGUGACCUCAGGAAGUCCCUGUUCUCCUUGGAUUCCAAAAAGAGCUUCCUGCCUGCUGACGGGGAAGGGAGGAAAUCCUUGUUCUCUGCGGGGCAGAUGGGGGACCUGAAGAAAUCUUCCCUGCCGCUGGUGGAGACGGGGGAUCUGAGGAGACCCUUCAACAAGGCCGACAGAGCCGCGGGCUCCCGGCCCCGUGUGAAGCUCGAGGAUGUUCUCUGCGACUCCUGCAUCGACAACAAGCAGAAGGCUGUGAAGUCCUGCCUGGUGUGCCAGGCUUCCUUCUGCGAGCUGCACCUCAAGCCCCACCUGGAGGGAGCGGCGUUCCGGGACCACCAGCUCCUGGACCCCAUCAGGGACUUCGAAGCCAGAAAAUGCCCAGUGCAUGGCAAGACCAUGGAGCUGUUCUGCCAGACAGACCAGAUGUGCAUCUGCUACCUCUGCAUGUUCCAGGAGCACAAGAACCACAGCACGGUGACAGUGGAGAUCGAGAAGGCGGGGAAAGAGGCUGAGCUGUCGCUGCAGAAGGAGCAGCUGCAGCUGAAGAUCAUCGAGGUGGAAGAUGAGGUGGACAAGUGGCAGAAGGAGAGGGACCGCAUCAAGAAUUACACCACCAACGAGAAAGCCACGGUGGACCAGCACUUCAAGGAGUUGAUCCGUGACCUGGAGAGGCAGAGGGACGAGGUGAAGGCUGCCCUGGAUCAGAGAGAAAAAAUCGCCUCGGAGAACGUGAAAGAAAUCGUGGAUGAGCUGGAGGAGAGGGCGAAGCUGCUGCGGGAGGACAAGGAGAACAGGGAGCAGAUCCACCAGAUCAGCGACUCCGUGCUCUUCCUGCAGGAAUUUGGGGCUCUGAUGAGGAAUUAUGUGCCCCCUCCAUCCCUCCCAACCUACAGCGUGCUGCUGGAAGGGGAGAGCAUGAGCCCAUCCAUGGGGCUGCUCAGGGAUGACCUCCUCAAUGUCUGCAUGAGGCACGUGGAGAAAAUCUGCAAGGCAGACCUGGGCCGCAACUUCAUCGAGAGGAACCACAUGGAGAAUGGGGACCACCGCUUCAUGAUGAACAACUACGAGUGGAACCAGCCUGACAACCUGAAGAGAUUUUCCAUGUUCCUGUCUCCCAAAGCCAAUUUCAACCCACGGUCAUGGGAAUUUUCCUCCUUCCAAGCGACCGAGGAAACACUUGGUACGGUAGGCAAUGGCACUAAGCUGCCUUUUCAGUUCUCCUCGGUGGGACAGAAUCCGCCCGGUGACUUCAGCAAACAGUCUGAUGGGAGCCUCUUCACCAAGACCGCCUACCCUUCCAUAGUGAGGCACCAGUCUGCAAAGGUGACGCCACAAACGUGGAAAUCCUCCUCCAAGCAGUCUGUAUUGUCACAUUACCGCCCAUUCUACGUCAACAAAGGCAACGGAGCCACCUCCAACGAGGCCCCCUGA
This is a messenger RNA of Cinclus cinclus, 2403 nucleotides long. RefSeq names its product tripartite motif containing 29 (gene TRIM29). The record is from RefSeq and is a predicted model, not a curated record. The transcript is spliced from 9 exons. NCBI's taxonomy places the organism in Eukaryota, Metazoa, Chordata, Aves, Passeriformes, Cinclidae. The coding region runs from base 625 to 2403 and encodes 592 amino acids. Gene Ontology annotation, molecular function: zinc ion binding.